AUGUCCGCCGAUCCGUUCAGCUAUGCCAAAAUGACAUCCCCCUCAUCGAUUAGUACACUCUUGAGUGCGAUGGAUAACAUCACGACCACAGUAGCCCCCAAAGCCUCAGACGAGAAUUCACCGUCGGCUACAGUACAUCAAAUGCGACUCCUACUUACAGUAACCCAUUUACUGUUAGUGUCGUUGGGAACCAUUAACUUGGUGGUUGUGUUCGUCAUCGCAGUAAAACCGUACAUGAGGUCGAUUACCAAUGUCUACAUGGUAUCUUUAUGUUUGGCCGACUUUAUGUAUCUGGCCAACUUGGUAUUAGUAGCGGCUACUCAGUUGAACAAUAAGAGUUGGCCAUUUGGGCAGUUACUAUGCACGUUUUACCAUGGUACAGAGACGACCGGUAUGUUGACGUAGUAUAUAUUGAGGUGUAUUGAGGAGAGUAGGUAGUGAAAUGGCUUGAAAAUAUGGAUUACUAUGUUUUAGGCUAUAAGGAACAUUUUUGUAGUUCAAGAUUUUCUGAUAGGGUUACUGUAAAAUACAGUAUUUUAACUUUGUCUUCUAAAAACAGGCUUUGUAACACCAAUUUUAAACAUUUUAAACCUAACUUCAAAACAAAAAAUUACGUAAUAAUGCCAUUCCUUAUUUCAGGUAAAUACGCCUCAGUAAUGUUCGUAGUACUACUCGCGGCCGACCGUUACUGUGCCAUGUGCCGGCCAUCAAUUUGUGCACGAUAUCGCAACUACAAGGUAGCCUUGGCCCUGACGUGCCUAGCAUGGACUUUGGCCGUCGCCGCGUCAUUCCCUCUGUUCGCCAUCGCUGAAGUUGUUAUGCUGAGAUUCAGAAGCGUGGAAAACGUGCAUAAAUUAUGCAUCGCCAAGUGGCCGAAUUCAGAUGCGGCCAGAUGGUAAGUUAAUUGAUACAUGAGAGGGCUUCCAAGUAGAAUAUGAGGAAUGGUCCAAGUAGAAUUAAGAGAUUGUUGAUUAAGUCUUGGCAGUUUAGAGACGUCUAGACAAAAGUCUGGAGUGAUAUGAUGUUAGGUUAUGCUAAAAAAUACUUAUGAAUAAAGUGUUUACAACAAAAUAUUUGGCAAAGAAAGAUCUCUAAAAGAAUAAAAAAAAUAUUGUUUACAAUGGUUAGUCAGAAAGAUGAGUUACAGCCUUCCGGACGACUUUAAUGCUAGUAAAUACGAUUAUGAAAACUUUACAAUAAAAAAGGUUUCUAUGUACUUACUACUUUAAGCCGAUUAAUGGCCUCAUUAAGAAAACUUAUACCUAAGAACCACUUUUUACUUUACCGUACUACAGUAGAAGCCAGUUUUCUGUCAUGAUUUUUCAUUUGAAUUCUAUCCUCCUACUCCUCGGAGGGAAUUUAGGCUUAAAAAAGUACAAAACCCUAAAUAAAACCCAAAAUUUUUUGCUUUAUACCUAAAUUUUUUAAUAACCCUUGUAGUUACAGUAAUCUGCGCUUUACAAACUGAAGUCUAUAACACAAAAAAAUCACUAAACUAACCUUUAACUGUGCCAAACUUCAAGCUUCUAUCUUCCAAAACGACAAACUUACCAAUCAUUUCGUUCCAGGUACAUCACCUUCUCCUCCAUCCUGAUAUUCGCCAUCCCAUUAGGCCUGAUCAUCUUCUUCUACUACCACAUCCUCAACAAACUACGAGCUGCAGUCAAGAGCAACAAAAGAAUGCGACGAUCCUCUAGCUCACGAGCUCCAUAUCAUCGUGUCACUCGACUCGUACUGUGGGUGGUCAUCUUCCACGUCAUGUGCUGGUCUCCGUUCUGGACCUUCAACUUGUUCAGCUCGAUCUUAAGGCUGCGGAUCUCUACGCAGUUCGAUCGGAUCGUUGUCAAUGUUAUCCAUCUUUUUCCUUACAUGAAUUGUGCCUUGAAUCCGCUGGUCUACGCUGUGAAUGCGGAGAACUUUAGGAGAGCGUUCCGAUCGUUAUUCUGCUGUGCUCAGACUUCGAAUACGACAAUUGUUAAGGACGAGGCACAGUUCGGGCCGGCUACAACGGCUAGACAAACGUGAGUACAAUAUCUUGAUAGAUUCGGCCUGAAAAUUAGUUUUCUUUGGUCAAAAAGUAUAGAGAACUAGAAUUAACGCUAUUUAUUUGCACUUACUGCCUUAUAAUGUUGCUUUGCCAAAAUUGUUGUAAAAUUUUUAAACUGAUGUGUUUUAGCUUGACGAGUGCCUUUAAUAACAGUUCGGAGCGUUUGCUCAGCAUUCAUAGCGGCCAAACUGCUUUAGCUCAACGUUACGGUGCUUCUACCAUGCUUAAUGGCUCUGUCUUCCUACCUCACAGUGAUACCACGCCGCUGCCUACGCCGCCUUCCAAGGUAUGCUUGCUUCAUUGUUGCAUCUUACCUUGUCCUAACUUACUCUCUAUAGUCUUAACCUAAGUUACCCUAACCUACCCUACCAUAUCCUACCCUACCCUGCCCUACCGUACCCUACCCUUACUUAAGAAUUUUUUUCUACCGUACUAUCACAUUUUACUCAAUAUUUCAAAACUUUUGUACCUAAAACUUCAAAAUCCUUACCUUACCUUUCAAAUUUGCAGCCAAAAGAGCCGACUGUUCCCGAGUGUGACGAGCUGCCACCUGAACUUCAGGACUGUACCAAGCACUCAUCCGUGGUCAGAUUCGUCAACGAAACCACCGAAGACCUAGUGUUCCCGAUCGCCGUGAAUCGCCGGGUUUCGUCGGUCAAUUUGAGUGUUUCCAAAGUCGGCGAUUCAACUGCGACAACGAUAACUCACAAUGGGUUGAGUCCUCGGUUAUUGCCACAAACUAGGUCGAAUUUGUCCCUGAAUCGAAAGAUGAGCGGGUCCAGCGAUGAGGUCUUUAUGUAA
This is a messenger RNA of Bursaphelenchus okinawaensis, 2848 nucleotides long. The record is from the annotation of a GenBank genome assembly. Lineage: Eukaryota; Metazoa; Nematoda; Chromadorea; Rhabditida; Aphelenchoididae.